AUGGCCUCUACAUCCAGCUUUGCGAUGGCAUCUGCCACUGCGCCUACCCGUUUCGUCGCCAUUCCUCGCAUACGGGAUCCCGCUAUGGACCACACCGGCACUGCUGCCUACGAGGCUGCUGCUGAUGCGCUUCUCUCUCUGCCCAACUCCAUGUCGCCAGAGUUGUUUGCCCACUCUUGGCAGGAGGGAGCCAUGUCGCCACCUCCCAUGACUAUCGAUCGGGAGCAUAGCGUAGGGUCCGGAUUGGAUGACGAUCAUUCUCUGCGUCACCAGGAUGCUCGCCACAAUGGCGGCAUUCCACUGAGCGUCGGCGCACUCUCCAGCCUGGACGAGUCCAUCACCAUCACGCCCGCCAUGUUGGCCAAACAUCAUCUUCCGAAGAUCAUGCUCGGUCAGGGCGCCAUCCCCAUCCGCGAUGUCUUAUACGAACUUACUCAAAUGGUCCCGGGCUUUUCGCGCAUUCCUCCUGCGAAGGCUCGUCGCAUCGUUGUCGCGGCGCUGGAGAAGCCGUCAGGUGGCGGGCUUGCGGGCGAGAUUGCUUUUGACAAGAUUGGCUGGGGCAAAUGGCACGCACACGUCAAAGGUAGCUCGCCGCUCGACUCCGGCGUCGGCUCCUUCGUCGAGGACAACUAUUCUCCUGAGCGCAAUAGUGAGCCCGGUUCACGACCCGACUCCGCAGUGCACAUGUCUCGCGGUGUGCGCAAAAACCAGAGCGCCCGACGUCGACGCGAACACCACUCUGGCGGCAGCUGGACGGCUUCCAGUCUCCUCGAAGAGGAUGAGUCGAACGGCGAUCGCGACGUGGAUAUGGACAUGGAUGUGCUCGAGGAAGCCGCCGAACGUAUGUCCUUGGAUGGGCGGGACCCAUCACAGGUCUCCUCCGACAGCGACAACGACGCUGACUCUAAUUCGGACACCGACGACGAUACCUGGGCAGCUGAGGGUAUCGACGCGUUGCGGAAGGCUUCAUUGCCCACUCCCAACCUGUUGACAACCCGCGGCAUUGCCAUUCGGACCGUCGGCGGAGGCCCUGCCUCCCAUUCUCUCUCCCAACGCGAUUGGGCUACCCGCCGCUCAUCAGCUGCGCAUCAUGACCGCCAGCAGCGUGGCCUGCACUCGUCCUCUGUGCCACAGCGAGCCGGAAGACUGUUGUCUUCCACGCCGGAAGAGCGUGCUGCGAUGGCUCUCAUGAGUCUCGGUUCGAUGUAA
Molecule: messenger RNA, 1209 nt
Organism: Dissoconium aciculare CBS 342.82
Lineage: Eukaryota; Fungi; Ascomycota; Dothideomycetes; Mycosphaerellales; Dissoconiaceae
Exons: 1
Coding region: 1-1209 (402 amino acids)
Biological process (GO): positive regulation of transcription from RNA polymerase II promoter by glucose
Cellular component (GO): nucleus
Molecular function (GO): sequence-specific DNA binding
Source: RefSeq, a predicted model, not a curated record